GAAGGUAGCAUAAGCUCAACAUGCACAGCAACUUCAGUGGGGCUGUUCUGAUCACGGUGCUUCCUCCACUGCUGGUGACAGAGUUUAUUCUGGGGCUCCUGGGAAAUGGUUUGGCUCUUUUGAUCUUUUGCUUCUACCUGAGGCCCUGGAAAAGCAGCACGGUGCUACUGUUCAAUCUGGCAAUGACUGAUUUUCUGCUUAUCUUGGCUUUGCCUCUCCGUGCCAUCUACUACAACUCUGAAAUGAAGUGGACGUAUGGAACCUCCCUGUGUAACAUCUGCCUCUUCAUGCUGGCAAUGAAUCGCAGCGGGAGCACCUUCUUCUUGAUGGCAAUUGCAGUAGACAGGUACAUGCGUGUGGUGCAUCCUCAUCACCCCAUCAACUCUUUGAGUGUACGUAAAGCCAUACUUGGUGCUCUUGGACUGUGGCUGCUUCCUGUUUCAAUGACAGCUCAUCUCCUCACUCUGCGACACAGCACAAAUAGCUGUGACAGCUUCAUGGUUGAUACUAUGGCUUCAAGUACUCAGUCAUGGCACAAGUUCACGUUUCUUUUUUCCUUCUAUAUGCCUCUGCUUGUCAUCCUUUAUUGCACCAUCCACAUUAUCAGUCACUUGAGAGGAAGACAGAUGGCUCAACAUGCAAAGUUCAAGAAAGCUCUAUACUUCAUCAUCAUAGUGGUGGUUUUGUUCAUCAUCUGCUUCCUCCCAAGCAAUAUCGCACUGUUGCUGACCUGGAUCACAAAUUCUUUAAAAGCCAAUGACCAUGAUACUGCGGCGAACCUGACCAUUGUAUUUUACAUCACCAUCACUCUGACCUACCUCAACAGCGUGUUGGAUCCAGUGGUCUACUACUUCUCCAGCCCUGCUUUUAAGAACAUCUGCAGGAAAGCUCUGAAUUUGCCUCAGAUGGACACAGCUGAAAGCACAGAGAGGAAAACCCGAGAAACUGGCUCGCAGUCACUCAGCCAGCUGUGAUGACAAAACCAAGGAAACAAGUUUUAUCUGUGAACCUGCAAAUGCUAAGCUUAUUUAAUGUCGCGUAUGUGUAACAGCUAACAUUUUUAUUUUCUAUAAUCUUCUAGUUUAAGUGCAUUUGUUUUCCAAUAUCUAGCUAAAAGCAUUUCUUCUGCAAAUUUAAGUUCACGUUCCAUCUGGAAAAAUCUUUGACAUGACUUUUCUUCAUGACCUUAUAUUAUGUGAGAAAUUUAGUCCAUAAUUAUGCAGAAUGUUAAGAGAAUAUUACCAAAUACUUCCAGAGAAAGUAUGUAAAUAUAGAUAUGUAUACUGUUUAUGCACAUACAGUAUAUCUGUGCAUAUGCAUGCACUAUUUAUAGAGCUAUAUAUGUAUAAUUGUUUAUAUAUAUUGUCUUUUUGGAUAUUUUCUUUUUCUGAAAAAGCUAAAUGACAUUUAAUUGAUUAAGUCUUGUAGAUUUUGGUUUUAAAAUGAUCAUUGUUAUCAGGACAUGAUGAGUUAUGGGUAAUUUGUAGGCAGUUAACUCAAAAUGUCUAUUAGGUCAUUGC
Messenger RNA from Melanotaenia boesemani (Boeseman's rainbowfish), 1520 nucleotides. Its product is annotated as hydroxycarboxylic acid receptor 2-like. The transcript has a single exon. Lineage: Eukaryota; Metazoa; Chordata; Actinopteri; Atheriniformes; Melanotaeniidae. Gene Ontology annotation, cellular component: membrane. The record is from RefSeq and is a predicted model, not a curated record. Gene Ontology annotation, molecular function: G protein-coupled receptor activity. Gene Ontology annotation, biological process: G protein-coupled receptor signaling pathway. Bases 21 to 974 code for a protein of 317 amino acids.